UUUUUGCAGUACAGCUUCAGAAGGCGCCAAUGAGCAAUUGACUGUGCUGCGUCUCUGAACUGUCGACCACCAUGGCUGCGAAGCCUUCGUCGCUCCUUAUCUUCCAACCUCGCCUCAAUCUUCGUUUGAAGCCCUUCAUUUUCUCUUCUUCGUCACUCGCUUUCAGUAUCAUUCUUAGAAUCCCCUUUCCGAAGGCCUCAUUCUUCGGUAACCGCAAAUUUCAUUCUUCUCUCAGCGCCGUCUCUUCCGCCCAGUCUACCGGUGACGGCGGAAAUGGUGGCGGCAGGUCGGGGGCGCUAUCUCCGACGCUGGUCGCUGAAGAAUUGCAGAAGAUCGAUGUUAACCCUCCCAAAGGAACCAGGGAUUUUCCGCCGGAAGAUAUGCGACUCCGCAACUGGCUAUUCAAUAAUUUCAGAGAGGUUUCACGAGUAUAUGGAUUUGAGGAGGUUGAUUUUCCGGUCCUUGAGUCGGAGGCGCUGUUCAUUAGGAAAGCAGGUGAAGAAAUAAGAGACCAGCUCUAUUGUUUUGAAGAUCGGGGUAAUCGUCGAGUUGCUUUGAGACCUGAGCUUACUCCUUCUUUGGCAAGAUUAGUGAUCCAGAAAGGAAAAUCUUUGUCCCUUCCACUGAAAUGGUUUGCUAUAGGGCAAUGCUGGCGGUAUGAGAGAAUGACUAGAGGUCGGCGUCGUGAGCACUACCAAUGGAAUAUGGAUAUCAUUGGUGUACCCGAGGUUACGGCUGAAGCAGAGCUUCUAUCUUCUAUUGUUGCCUUUUUCAAGCGAAUCGGACUUACAGCAGCAGAUGUUGGAUUCAAGGUUUCCAGUAGAAAGGUUUUGCAAGAAGUAUUGAAAUGCUAUGGAAUACCUGAAAAUAUGUUUGGCAAGGUUUGCAUCAUCAUAGACAAGAUAGAAAAAAUUCCAUUGGAUGAGAUGAAGAAGGAACUGAAGGUUGUUGGUGUAUCAGAGGAUGCUAUCGAGGAGAUGUUGCAAGUUCUUUCAGUAAAGUCUUUGACAAAAUUAGAAGAGAUACUUGGAGGUGGUGGUGAAGCCAUGUCUGAUCUGAAGCAGCUAUUUUCUCUUGCUGAGAAGUUUGGUUAUUCUGAUUGGAUCCAAUUCGACGCAUCAAUUGUCCGCGGCCUUGCUUAUUACACUGGUAUUGUUUUUGAGAUGCUUUUUCAGGGGUUUGACAGAGGGGGAAAGCUGCGAGCCAUAUGUGGUGGGGGUCGGUAUGAUCGUUUGCUUUCUACCUUUGGUGGUGACGAUCUUCCUGCUUGUGGGUUCGGGUUUGGUGAUGCUGUUAUAGUAGAGUUGCUUAAGGAAAAGAAGUUGCUGCCAGAACUGAAUGUUGAAGUAGAGAACAUAGUUUGUGCUCUGGAUCCUGAUCUCCAAGGCGCAGCUUCAAGAGUUGCUACCAUUCUUAGGGAAAAAGGCCAAACUGUUGAUUUGGUAUUGGAGAAUAAACCUCUCAAAUGGGUGUUUAAACGAGCGACACGGAUAAACGCUCAGCGGUUGAUACUAGUCGGAAGUUCAGAAUGGCAACGAGGCAUGGUCGGAGUAAAAGAUCUUUCCUCAGGUGAGCAACGCGAGGUCAAACUUGAUGAACUCAACUAACUUAACCUUCAUUCUUCUCUUCCACAGAUUAUUUAUUCAUAUGUUUCGCUUAGAUAUCAAACUUUCCAUUCAAACAUUUUCCUAUUUAAGAUAGCUUUGUAUUGAAAUUGUUUGUGACUGAUUUAACAUGGGAUGCGUAUUUAAAUUAAAAGUUUAGUUCUCGAAUUUUAA
Messenger RNA from Cucurbita pepo subsp. pepo (vegetable marrow), 1778 nucleotides. The record is from RefSeq and is a predicted model, not a curated record. Lineage: Eukaryota; Viridiplantae; Streptophyta; Magnoliopsida; Cucurbitales; Cucurbitaceae.